AAGCUGUGGGCUGCCAGUGACUUCUUAUGGAGAAAACCAGAACGUAUACCCGCCCAGCUCGGGUCCGCCCGGCGGCGGCGCGUGCAGCUCCGGCUCGCCGUAUUACCCGUUCGGUGACGGAACAGCGGAGCGGGCCGACCAGCCGCCGGGCCGCGGCCCGCCUCUGCGGACCGAGCCGGCCUCGUCCGGUUCCAUGAGGAAGAGAGAUGAGUAUGUGGGAGACGAUUACGGCCAGGAGUCGCCCGGCCGGUACGGCUCCUACUUCGUGGAUGGCCGCGGACCCAGCGCCGAUCCGUGGAACUCGCAGUUCUCCGGCUACCCGCCAGGUGGCAUGAUGGGUGUGGUGCCGACGGCGUCCCCACAUUAUGGCAUAGCGUCCGUGGCGGAUAAUAUGAGCUACGUGAACCUGGCGUCAGGCGGCGAGCUGGCGGCGGCAGCGGCAUACCGCGGCCCGCCGGCCUCCACGCCGGGCCUGGCCGGCUCGCCGCUCUACAGUCCGCCGGCCGGACCUCCGCACGGCAACACGGGCGACACGCUCGGCCGCGCCCUGGCGUCGAUCUACUCUCCGGAGCAAGCCACUGGCGCCUUCGGUGGUCACCCACCGAGCACACCGAGUUCCCGAAUGCCAGACGAGCAGCUAGACGACGCCAUAGGGGUGCUCCGAGAGCACGUGCAGGUGGGCCGAAUCGAGGAGCGCCUGGAUGACGCGCUGAUGGUGAUGCGGAGCCACGCCGAGCCACCGCCGCCGCUGCCGCCCCCGCCGCCCCCGCCGCCGCCGCCGCCGCCCCACGGCGUGCCGCCGGCCGCCUCACAUUCCAGCGGCCUGCUCUACAUGGAGGCCGGCCUGCGAGUGCCCCAUUACGGCCAGCUGGACUCACCCGCCGACCGGCUGCCCGCCACCAACACCAAGAAGCGGAAAGAGGCGCCGGACAGCACGGAGCUGGCCGCCGCAAUGUCAGCCGGCCAGCUAGGGCCGGCCGUCAGCCCCGCCGCCCCCGCCGCCUCCAAAAGCAAACGCUCCCGCAAAUAUGCGAGUGGCGGCAGCGGCGGCGGCCUGGGCGAUGACGGCAGCGAAGACGAAGAUUUGGACCCGGAGACCAAGCACCUGCGAGACACCCACCGGCGCAGCGCCAACAACGCCCGUGAGAGGGUGCGCAUCCGCGACAUCAACGAGGCGCUCAAGGAACUCGGCCACAUGUGCAUGACGCACAUGAAGCAGGACAAGCCGCAGACCAAGCUGGGCAUUCUCAACUUGGCCGUCGACGUCAUUAUGACGCUGGAACAGCAAGUGCGAGAGCGCAACCUGAAUCCGAAGGCAGCCUGCCUGAAGAGGCGCGAGGAGGAGAAGGGUGACGAUAAACUACCUCAGCACGUGCAGCCCAGCCCGGACGGCAUGAUGUACGGCAUCAACGCCAACAACGGCACGCAGCCGCCUCACCCCAUGCCUCAUCAGCAGCAGUAGUGACACCUAUUGGCCGCCGCUAGGCUGGACGUUUCCGCGCCAGUCGUGUGCGGCGCUGUGCGCUCCCUCCCGACCAGACCGCCGUCGCGCCGGCGUGGGAGUGGGUGGCCGCCUGAGGACGGAUCGGCCCGGGCGGCCCGUGUGUGAUAUGCCGGUCGGCCAUAGGGCGGCCGCCUCGGCCGCGCUGGCCGGCCCCGCGCCUCGGCACUCUGUACAAAGUGGCUAUUUCCCGGCGGCCGGCGCCGCCUGUUGGACCUCUCCCGCGUGAUAGUGCGUGCGCGUUGCCUGAGUGUCUAAAAUAUAUUCCGAAAGUGCAUUAGGCGUAUGCUGUGGUGCGCGACGGCUGUCGGAUGGCCCGUGGUGGGCGAGCGUGCUGAUGGUGGUGCCUCGCCCCUCCCCCUCCCGGCAUUAGCGGCGUGUCGACUCGCCGCGCGCCCGUAUCCCCCAGCUCGUCUAUGUAAGCCUGUGAGCUGUGUAGCUCGUCUCAUGCGCCGGUUGUGACAGUCCACAGCAGAUUGGAUCGUGAGGUUGGCUUGAUCCUUUUCGCUGUUGAGUGUAUGGGUUAGCAGUUGUGCCGGUAUCAUGGGCGCCUUUGUCACGAUAUGCUCGGAAGGCACGAGGCUCUUCCGUGAAAAGGUACAGUGUAAAUCAUUUGUUCAUAUCACAUGAUCGCAAUCCGACAAUCCCAAAUUCCCGAUCGCAAUCUGCAGGUUGCAACAACUGGUCCGUGAAGCCCGCUGCAGCGGGUUGUUGAAAGUACUUGUGCGCCGGCCUGUGCUACACUGGUGAAGAGUUGUGUCUAGCGGCUCGUCGUUGACAGUGGAUUGGACGUCAUGAUCAUCAUCCAUUUGGCACGCAGUGGUAGUGCCCCAUUCUUGCAGCCAUCAUUGACAAACUCGUUGACGUCUGGACGUCGGGCGAAAGUUUCGGGAGCUGGUGGCCGCCUUUAUCUCGAAUAGUUCUGAUGGUGUCCAUAUUUCAAAUUGCAUUUCACUCGAGUAUUACCCAGUUGUAGACGAAUAAAUAUUCGUGUGCCAUGUGAAA
Molecule: messenger RNA, 2506 nt
Organism: Pollicipes pollicipes
Lineage: Eukaryota; Metazoa; Arthropoda; Thecostraca; Pollicipedomorpha; Pollicipedidae
Product: transcription factor 12
Exons: 13
Coding region: 194-1462 (422 amino acids)
Biological process (GO): regulation of transcription by RNA polymerase II
Cellular component (GO): chromatin; transcription regulator complex
Molecular function (GO): DNA-binding transcription factor activity, RNA polymerase II-specific; protein dimerization activity; RNA polymerase II cis-regulatory region sequence-specific DNA binding
Source: RefSeq, a predicted model, not a curated record